GUAAAAUGCCGAUAAAAAUCGCAGAAACGCGCGUACGGUGAUCAGUGAUGGCGCUUUAAUCGCUUUAGCGACGGAUCAGCGGGAAUCGAACGAGUUUAUCCUUCAUAUUUACCGAGUUUGGCGACAGACUGACGGAACCGAGCGAGAGCUGCUGCCGCCGGUCCGGUUGUGCGCGAGAUGCCGAGCAAAAAGAAGAAAUAUAACGCCAGAUUCCCUCCGGCCAGGAUUAAGAAGAUCAUGCAGACGGAUGAAGAAAUCGGCAAAGUCGCCGCUGCAGUUCCUGUCAUCAUCUCUCGUGCUCUCGAGCUGUUCCUGGAGUCUCUCCUGACGAAAGCCUGUCACGUCACCCAGUCACGCAAUGCCAAAACCAUGACAACAUCACACUUAAAGCAGUGCAUUGAACUGGAGCAGCAGUUUGACUUCCUGAAGGAUCUGGUGGCGGCAGUGCCCGACAUGCAGGGAGAUGGAGACGAGAACCACACGGAGAGUGGCGAGAAGAUCCCUCGCAGAGGUCGUAAGCCAGGCUCGGGCCGCAAGAACGGCGGCGCUGGGGCGAAGGGCAAAGACAAGAAACUCUCAGGCACUGAAUCAGAGCAAGAGGACGAUUCAGAGGACAGCGAGACAGACGGAGAGGAGGACGAGGACACGUCUCAAACCAGCACAAACACACAGCCUGCCUCCUACUACCACAGUCCGGACGUCCCGCCGCAGUACGUGCCCAUGGGCUCGCAGCAGCAGGGCUCGGCGUCUCCGUUCGCCCCGCACCCGUCGCUGAUGGGGAUCCUGCCGCCCGCUCCCGCGCCGGCGCCGCAGAAGAACCACGACGAGGACGACGACGAGGAUUACGACUCGUAGCUCUCCGCUUUUGUUCUUCAGCUGCUCGCGGUGAAAAGAGAGACAGAAGGAGGUCGUAGGUAUCGAGCGUCACAGGAAGAUGAAUAGGUUCUGUAUUAGCUGUUUUAAUUUUUUUUAAAGUCUUAUUUUAUUGUCCAGGAACAGUUAUGCUUGUUUUAUUGUGGGCGUUUUUUCUUCAGUUCGCGAGAGAAGGUGUUUCGGUGUAGAUUUACCCCCGUGUAUGUUUGCACUUUCGUCCGGAUCUGGUUUUCAGAGCAUUCGUCACUCCGGUCUGCGUCACGUCACGCUCGACUCGUGACCAGGACGUUCAGGAGGUUUUUCUUUCUUUUUUUAGCAGAAGAUGCUCGUGUUCGUCAAUCCUUGACUUGUUUUGUAAGGGAAAUGCAGAGCGAAUAGUUCUGUUCUUUUGCUUUUGUCACUUAUUAUGUUUCUGGUUUUGUCCUUUUUAAGCUAGUUUUACAAUUAAAGCUUCUUUCCUCCAUUGAUUAAACUGUCUAACCGUCACUCAGAGGCACAGUUCAUUUUUCUUUUCACCCCAUGUAAGUCGUGAGCUGGACGUGACUGAUCUGAUUUGCAGGCGAGUGCUUCUGCUGCGUUUUAAUGGUUUCAGACUCUUUCUGUUGGUUUCUCCAGGACGAUGCACAUUUGUAUAAAUGAUAUUCCCUCUUUGUUUUAUAUCUUUUAGACUCUUUUAAUGUUUGCUGUGAGGUUGGAGAGAAACUUGACUUUCUCUUGUCUCCAUGUGUACAGCGAGGCUGCGCUCUGUUCGCUUUUAACCUUCUCUUGAUUUUGUAUGAGUGAAAUAAACUUUGAGGUUUCAGUAA
Messenger RNA from Megalobrama amblycephala (Wuchang bream), 1679 nucleotides. RefSeq names its product DR1-associated protein 1 (negative cofactor 2 alpha) (gene drap1). The record is from RefSeq and is a predicted model, not a curated record. The coding region runs from base 178 to 855 and encodes 225 amino acids. Gene Ontology annotation, biological process: positive regulation of transcription by RNA polymerase II; transcription by RNA polymerase II; negative regulation of transcription by RNA polymerase II. Gene Ontology annotation, cellular component: negative cofactor 2 complex; nucleus. Gene Ontology annotation, molecular function: RNA polymerase II general transcription initiation factor activity; core promoter sequence-specific DNA binding; protein heterodimerization activity. NCBI's taxonomy places the organism in Eukaryota, Metazoa, Chordata, Actinopteri, Cypriniformes, Xenocyprididae. The transcript has 7 exons.